UCACUAACUGCGUCAUCCCUUCUACCAUUGCUGGAAAUAUAACUCGAAACUUUCUUACUGGUAUUGUAGGAAAUCUGUCAUCAUCCGCAGGAAUACUUGAAAACGACAUCAAGUUUACACAUAACUUAAUAAGGGUCAUCUUAGGAGUUUGCAUGUCCGAAAUUCAGAACCUCUUCACUUUUGACCCUUUUGCUGAUGCAUUAAAGGGUGACCAACUUGGAGCCCAAGAGGGUCUCAUACACAUUCGAAUACAGCAGCGGAACGGUCGGAAGACCCUUACCACUGUGCAGGGGAUUUCAGAGGACUACGAUAAAAAGAAGCUAGUCAAGGCUUGCAAAAAGGAGUUUGCAUGCAAUGGUACCGUAGUCGACCAUUCGGAAUACGGAGAGGUAAUCCAGCUCCAGGGAGACCAACGCAAUAGCAUAUGUCAGUUCCUGACGAAGACGGGCAUUGCCAAGGUAGAGCAGCUCAAGGUCCAUGGUUUCUAAUCCACGACGGUUUCGGAUAGGCGGCUUGCUUGCUUAUCUUCACUAACCCCGAUUGUUUUGUCUAUUGGCUUCGUUUUACUGGCUGCUGUUCGGUGAAUGGUCACAUCGCUUUUCAACAUUAUGUUAGACAACCUCACAGUAGACUACAGAUAGCAUGUAUCUUUCACAGAUAGAUGUUUUUGUCAUUUUUAACUUUUAGGAAAUCGUUAAUAAUACAAAGGCCCCCAUGGGACCUAAUGUAAACCUUCACAAUUUUUUAAAAUGAAAUGUUUUCAUGAGCUGCACGUAAAGAUUAUUAUGCGAAGAAAGUUAUUCCGAGAUGUGUGAGAACUGUGCCAUUGGUGUAAAUGUGUGUGGUCUUCUUUUGGUAUUGAAAUGAACUAUUAGUUGUAGAAUUAGGUUACUUGAUUCACGAAACAUAAUUAAUAUAUAAAAUGCAGUUAUAACUUAAUAGAAACAUCAACUGUGUAACUCUUCUGUCAUUUUAAGUAGCUGGCACUAAAACUUGAGAUUGAGGUGUUUACAAUUUACCAUAAAAAAGUGUGGUUGAAAUUGUGUUUAAGGAUUCGUAUUGCAAGUAGUAGACCAGUCCACCCUUUACUUAUUAUCUGUCUAUAACACCAUUUUAAUUGCUUUUAAAGUGCUUCAUUAUUAACUCUGUACAGUUAAUGUUUCGAGUAAUAAAGUUUGAUAUGUCAUA
Priapulus caudatus is the source of this 1188-nucleotide messenger RNA. Its product is annotated as eukaryotic translation initiation factor 1-like. Gene Ontology annotation, biological process: translational initiation. Gene Ontology annotation, cellular component: eukaryotic 43S preinitiation complex. The record is from RefSeq and is a predicted model, not a curated record. The transcript has 3 exons. The coding region runs from base 153 to 488 and encodes 111 amino acids. Lineage: Eukaryota; Metazoa; Priapulida; Priapulimorpha; Priapulimorphida; Priapulidae. Gene Ontology annotation, molecular function: RNA binding; translation initiation factor activity; ribosomal small subunit binding.